Olea europaea var. sylvestris is the source of this 1041-nucleotide messenger RNA. RefSeq names its product eukaryotic translation initiation factor 3 subunit K-like. Gene Ontology annotation, cellular component: eukaryotic translation initiation factor 3 complex; cytoplasm. The coding region runs from base 88 to 792 and encodes 234 amino acids. NCBI's taxonomy places the organism in Eukaryota, Viridiplantae, Streptophyta, Magnoliopsida, Lamiales, Oleaceae. The record is from RefSeq and is a predicted model, not a curated record. The transcript is spliced from 9 exons. Gene Ontology annotation, molecular function: ribosome binding; translation initiation factor activity. Gene Ontology annotation, biological process: regulation of translational initiation.
ACCCUUUCUCUUUGCAAUCUUCGAAUUUACAAUUUCAUACAUACAUACAUACAUACAUAGAGAGAGAGAGAGAGAACGGGGAGAGAGAUGGCUAGUUCAACACUAAAUCAGAAGCAGCAGCCGUCGACGAUGUCGUACACGGUGGAACAACUCGUCGCCGUCAAUCCUUACAACCCGGACAUCCUUCCCGAUCUCGAAAACUACGUGAAUGAACAGGUCUCUUCACAAACGUACAGUUUGAGUGCAAAUCUCUGCCUUCUUCGUCUCUACCAGUUUGAGCCGGAGAGAAUGAGUACUCAAAUUGUUGCUCGCAUUUUGAUCAAGGCUCUAAUGGCAAUGCCAGCGCCCGAUUUCAGCCUUUGUCUCUUUUUAAUCCCUGAAAGAGUGCAAAUGGAAGAACAGUUUAAGACUCUCAUCGUUCUCUCACACUACCUGGAGACAGCCAGGUUCCGCCAGUUUUGGGACGAAGCAGCUAAGAGUCGUCACAUGGUAGAUGCUGUACCAGGGUUUGAACAAGCAGUUCAGGCUUAUGCGAUUCACGUACUGCAACUGACUUACCAGAGGGUUCCAAGAUCUGUUCUUGCCGAGGCCAUCAACAUUGAAGGUCUGUCUCUGGACAAGUUCAUCGAGCAUCAUGUCACCAACUCGGGCUGGGACAUGGAGAAGAGUCAAGAUAAGGGCCAACUCAUUAUUCUCCCUAGCAACGAAUUCAACCAUCCAGAUCUCAAGAAAAGCACCGUAGAUGGUAUUCCAUUGGAGCAUAUCGCUCGCAUCUUCCCCAUACUUGGCUGAUGAAAUCCAGUAUAUUGUUAUUAUUGAUCAUAGAGUGGCGUGGGAUAACAUUUAAGCCACACCCGAGGGUGAAUAUAGUUUCUGGUCAGAGGCCAAUCGAAAUCUUUCUUAAUUUGCUGUGUGUUGUUGAUUUGGUUUGACAACUUUUGAAUUGUAUCUCCGAGGUCCUUUUAUCUCUAUGGAGAGUUUAUUAGGUGCUUGUAUUCCUUUUGCUUAGUCAAGAAAUACCUACUAACUUAGCGGAUGCUA